AUGACCGAAACAAAGAUGCAACUAGAAGAUUGGCUGGAUGACUUAUGUGUCCGGUUUAUCAUCAACUUACCCCGUGAAGAGCUCGAAUCGGUGGAGCGGAUCUGUUUUCAAGUCGAAGAAGCACAAUGGUUCUACGAAGAUUUCAUUCGCCCGCUUGACCCCGCGCUACCGUCACUUUCUUUGAAAGCUUUUGCCCUACGCAUUUUCCAACAUUGUCCUCUUAUGUCGCAAUGGUCGCACUACCACCAUCAGACUGCUUUCUCAGAGUUCCUGGCCUACAAGACUCGCGUUCCAGUUCGUGGAGCAAUUAUGUUGAAUCAAGAUAUGGACGAAGUUGUGCUGGUCAAGGGCUGGAAGAAGGGUGCCAACUGGAGUUUCCCGCGUGGAAAGAUUAAUAAAGACGAGAAGGACUUGGAUUGUGCCAUCCGUGAAGUCUACGAAGAAACCGGCUUCGAUGUGCGUAAAGCUAACUUGGUGGAAAAUGACGACGCUGUGAAGCACAUUGAGAUCUCCAUGCGUGAGCAACAUAUGCGACUUUACGUCUUCCGUGGUGUUCCUCGUGACACAUAUUUCGAGCCACGUACGCGCAAAGAAAUCAGCAAGAUUGAAUGGUAUAAGCUAUCAGAACUGCCCACGCUCAAGAAGAAAGGGCAGGAUGAAGGGCUUGCAGUAGCCAACGCCAAUAAGUUUUACAUGGUCGCUCCCUUCUUGCACCCAUUAAAGAAAUGGAUUUCGCAGCAAAAGAGACUUGUGUCCAAUACUCAAAGUGCAGCAGCUUACUCCCAGAAUGAGAGUUACACCUCGGUUGAUGAAAACGGGUUUUCAACGAACGAUGCAAUGGCUCUGUCUGCAGCUGUAGGUGGAGUCCCAAGCGAUCUGCCUGAAGUCACAUCCGUUCAAGAUGUCUCAUCUCAUCUCAAGCGACUUCUCAACAUCGACGUGGCUGCCUCAAUUCCAGCACAAAUUCAAGCCGCCCAGGCUCCUCAAUCUGCUGCGGUAGACCAGUCAAAAUCGAAUGCCUUACUUGAAUUGUUGCGGAAGGGCUCUUCAAACGCCAUUUCUCAGGCUCAGAACGGAGCUGCAACCCCGCCAAGCUCAUCUCACCCAAGCUCACUACCUACGGCUUCAGCACCGCACCUGGCGCCCAAUUUCUUCCCAGGAUUUCCUCAGCAACAACAGAACAUGGUUCCAACAAACUUCAUGCAGCAGACAUCUGCACAGCCUUUUUAUAACGGCCCGCUUCAGUCAAAUAUGCAACAAUCUCAUUUUCCCCCUAUGAGUCACCCGGAACUUUCUGGGUCCCCCGCUGUUCAACAACUACAUCAAAUCCAUACGCAAAGCUAUCAAGACCGCCACCCUGUGUUUCAAACUGACGUCCCUGGGCCUCGAAGACAAGAAAUGGCCCCUUUCCAGCAGACUGGAGAUCCUCAAUUCACCCAGCAGGCCCCGCCCCCUCCAAUGAUGGGGGCAAUUGUGCCACCGGCGAGUAAGCUGCCUCCGCCCACGCUUAACAGCCACUCACUUGCAUUGCUCGAUGUCUUCAUGAAUGAGGGUCUGCAUAGCCCAAGGAGUCCUCGCGUUGCUACUCUAGCCGCUCCGGGGCAGGGCUAUGUCAAGGCGCGGAAGACUUCACAGCACCAAGAUAGUCUCCUGAAUCUGUUCAAGGGCCAGGCCACCUCUCCCGCUCCUCCCCCUGUGGAGCUGUCGGGAAAUUCUGUACCCCCAGCUGCGCCUGCAGAGGUUCAAAUUCUUCAGCGAGCUCCCCAGCAGGCGGUUCACAACACUCAGCGAGGACCUGGUGCAUUUAAACCGGGCCAGACGGCGGCUACAGUAUCCGGGCCUUUGAACAUGCCACAGUUCGAGGCGAUCCCCAAGUCAGCACCCAAGAAGGGUCCGAACGGACCUGGCCGAAAGAACAAUUCCUAUCGACGAGACCAGCAGAAUCCACAGCAAUUUACCAUUCUACCUCGGCCACAGUCAUCGAAGCGCGAUGUAUCGAUAUCCGAACCAAACAUGCAGGCUACUCAGCCUCCGUAUCGGUCUUCUAGCCCUCAACCUCAAGCGCCGGAACCAGUGAAACCUUUCCAGCCACAGAUCCUGCGACGCUCUGAGAAAGGGGGUAUUGAGAACUUGAUGGUGAAUACCCAAAAGACUGAAGGUAUCGAUCGUAGAAGUCCAGUUCCGUUGGGUGUGCAAGCACAGACACAGCCUGUGGAGCUAGCUCCUCAAAGCAGCUUCGACCGUCGACCCAGCCAGACAAACGCUCAGAAAGACGCCCUUUUGUCUCUGUUCGCUAAACCCAGCAUUUCACCAUCCUUCCAAUCCGCUGCUCAGCCCGACCACCAGGCCAUGGCUGUCAAUCAGCCAUCCACUGCGCCAUCAGGACUGGUGAGCCCACUUUCAUCUCGACAUAUCCUCAGCAGCGCUGAAUCUCUCUCGCGCCACGGUACCCCAUUCGAGGGCGAUACGGCUCCCAAUGGCAUUGCAUCACCAGACCACAAGGCUUUUCUUCUGGGAUAUUUGCAAGGUGCUUCUGCUAAGGUCAACAAGUAA
Molecule: messenger RNA, 2553 nt
Organism: Penicillium verhagenii
Lineage: Eukaryota; Fungi; Ascomycota; Eurotiomycetes; Eurotiales; Aspergillaceae
Product: decapping enzyme complex catalytic subunit DCP2
Exons: 2
Coding region: 1-2553 (850 amino acids)
Biological process (GO): deadenylation-dependent decapping of nuclear-transcribed mRNA; nuclear-transcribed mRNA catabolic process, nonsense-mediated decay
Cellular component (GO): cytoplasm; P-body
Molecular function (GO): RNA binding; manganese ion binding; 5'-(N(7)-methylguanosine 5'-triphospho)-[mRNA] hydrolase activity
Source: RefSeq, a predicted model, not a curated record